CGGCGGUGCCGGCGCUAGGACCCCGCGGGUCGGAGCUACGGCGGGGCCUGGGCGGCCUGGGCAGCGCAGACCCUGGUUCUCGGCUCCCGGCGCCAUGUGAGGGGGUGCGGGGGCCGCGGGGGGCCGGGCGCUCCCCGGCGGAGAUGAGGAAACUGAGGCUCAGAGAGGUCACAUGGCUUGCUCGAGGCCCCCCAGCCAGUGUGACCCAACAACCUUGCCCCCUGGGCCACCUGCAGGACGCUGGCCUCUACCCCUCAGCAGACGCCGGAGAGAGAUGAGUAGCAACAAAGAGCAGCGGUCAGCAGUGUUUGUGAUCCUCUUUGCCCUCAUCACCAUCCUGAUCCUCUACAGCUCCAACAGUGCCAACGAGGUCUUCCACUACGGCUCCCUGCGGGGCCGCACGCGCAGGCCGGUUAACCUCAAGAAGUGGAGUUUCUCCAAUGCCUACUUCCCUAUCCUCGGCAACAAGACGCUGCCGUCUCGGUGCAACCAGUGCGUGAUCAUCACCAGCUCCAGCCACCUGCUGGGCACCAAACUGGGCCCUGAGAUUGAACGGGCUGAGUGCACCAUCCGCAUGAACGAUGCUCCCACCACUGGCUACUCUGCCGACGUCGGCAACAAAACCACCUUCCGCGUAGUGGCUCAUUCCAGUGUGUUCCGCGUGCUGCGGAAGCCCCAGGAAUUUGUCAACCGGACCCCUGAAACUGUGUUCAUCUUCUGGGGACCCCCAAACAAGAUGCAGAAGCCCCAGGGCAGCCUCCUGCGUGUCAUCCAGCGGGCGGGCCUCGCGUUCCCUAACAUGGAGGCCUAUGCCGUCUCUCCCGCCCGCAUGCAGCAGUUUGACGAUCUCUUCCGGGGUGAGACGGGCAAGGACAGGGAAAAGUCCCAUUCCUGGUUGAGCACUGGCUGGUUCACCAUGGUGAUCGCGGUGGAGUUGUGUGACCAUGUCCAUGUUUAUGGCAUGGUCCCUCCCGACUACUGCAGCCAGCGGCCCCGCCUGCAGCGCAUGCCGUACCACUAUUACGAGCCCAAGGGGCCCGAUGAAUGUAUCACUUACAUCCAGAAUGAGCACAGCCGGAAGGGCAACCACCACCGCUUCAUCACCGAGAAGAGGGUCUUCUCGUCCUGGGCCCAGCUCUACGGCAUCACCUUCUCCCAUCCCUCCUGGACCUAGCCAUCCUGUCCGCGGACCUGGGACAGAAAGCAGGCGAAGUGGCUCCGGGC
Molecule: messenger RNA, 1224 nt
Organism: Acomys russatus (golden spiny mouse)
Lineage: Eukaryota; Metazoa; Chordata; Mammalia; Rodentia; Muridae
Gene: St6galnac6
Product: ST6 N-acetylgalactosaminide alpha-2,6-sialyltransferase 6
Exons: 7
Coding region: 173-1174 (333 amino acids)
Biological process (GO): oligosaccharide metabolic process; ganglioside biosynthetic process
Molecular function (GO): alpha-N-acetylgalactosaminide alpha-2,6-sialyltransferase activity
Source: RefSeq, a predicted model, not a curated record